Molecule: messenger RNA, 7607 nt
Organism: Euleptes europaea (tarantolino)
Lineage: Eukaryota; Metazoa; Chordata; Lepidosauria; Squamata; Sphaerodactylidae
Gene: CIC
Product: capicua transcriptional repressor
Exons: 21
Coding region: 93-7607 (2504 amino acids)
Biological process (GO): regulation of transcription by RNA polymerase II
Cellular component (GO): nucleus
Molecular function (GO): DNA-binding transcription factor activity, RNA polymerase II-specific; RNA polymerase II transcription regulatory region sequence-specific DNA binding
Source: RefSeq, a predicted model, not a curated record
UUGCCGAGGGGAAGCGAGAGGGGCCCGGCCAGGGCAAGAGAGGCCAGGAGCGGACCGAGGCUCCCCGAGUCCACACCCAGCCUGGGGGGAAGAUGAAACCAGCGAAGAAGGUUGCCAGCUCCCCCUCUUCCUCCUCUUCAAGUAGCAGUAGCAGCCGCUCUCCACCCUCCACCCGGGCUAAGGCCCAGAAGCGCAAGACCACCCUUGAAGAAGGACCUAAACCUGACGAGGGGGGAGGGGAGGAGGCUCCUGAUCAACCCACGGCGUUUGUGGGGGCCCGGCGCAUGCAAGUGAAGAUGGACCCUAGCCUGCGGGAGUUGCCGGGAGCUCACGAUGACCCCUACAAAGUACCUGAAGGCGAGGGAGAGCCUGGGGCAGAGGCCUGCGGGCCAGAGGCCUCGCUGAACCGCAAGACAGCUGCUUUUAAAGUGCGUGCACCUUGCAGAAAGUAUCCAGGAGGUGAGGAAUCCAAUGGCAGUGAGGGCUUGGCAGUGCCUGCCGAGGACGAACCCAGGCGCUGUCCCUCCUCCAGCACGGACACGGCCAGCGAGCACUCUGCCGACGAGAAUGACAAAGGGGUGGGGGACCUGUGGUCAGCACCCCCGAACGAGUACGACCUGCGGCAGUUGCGCUCCCAGAGGGUGUUAGCCCAGCGGGACGGGAUCUUUCAACCGGCUAUAGUGAAACAGAUCCGUCGGGGGCAGGACUUGGGGGUGCAGUUCAUCUCUGACCGUAUCACAGCAUACUACGAAGGGGCACUGGGUUCUGGCACCGUGAACGUGGUCCUGGAUGCCACACCCCCGCUGGCUGCUUUGACAGUGGGCACGGCUGUCUGUGCUUGUGUGGACUCCGAGGAGACGGCAUUUCGGGAAGGCACCGUGGUCGAAGUGAGCGCCAAGCCGCCCUCAUACAAAGUACUUUUUGCCCGCCCUGUGGUUCUCCCUGGCACCACUGCUGCCCGUAAAGACUCCUCCUGGGUACCACGCUCUGCCCUGCGCCUUCUGCAUCCCCCUUGGCGGUCCGAAUCUCUUCCUGAUGACAACAAACAACCUGAGAAGCCCCCUCCCUUGCCGGAAGAGGAGGAGGUCGCUCUGGCUCUUCCAUGCCCAGAGCCAAAGCAACCAGAAGACGCAGAGGUCUCUAAGAUCAGUGCUGGGGUGCGGGCGGAGGAAAAGUCCGUGGUUGUACCCCCUCAGAUUCUAUCACCUCCAAAGUCACCUGCAUUCCCUCGCCUCCCUGAGCAGCCGUCGCCUCUGCUGAGCCCAGAAGCGAGUGGGAGUCGCAGCAGUAGCGUGAUGUCAGUAGACAAGUGCAGCACUCCGGGUUCUUCUCGCUCCCGAACACCCCUCACAGCUGCCCAGCAGAAGUACAAGAAAGGGGACGUGGUGUGCACCCCCAAUGGCAUCCGCAAGAAAUUCAACGGCAAGCAGUGGCGGCGGCUCUGCUCGCGGGAGGGCUGCAUGAAAGAGUCGCAGCGCCGAGGCUACUGUUCCCGCCAUCUCUCCAUGCGCACCAAGGAGAUGGAGAGCCUUUCAGAGGGACGGGCCAGCGGGCUGCGAGAAGGAAGCGCCGAAUUUGACUGGGACGAGACCUCCCGGGACAGUGAGGCCAGUAGUGCUCGAGGGGAUUCACGGCCCCGCCUGGUGGCCCCAGCUGACUUGUCACGGUUUGAGUUUGACGAGUGUGAGGCAGCUGUCAUGCUGGUCUCCCUGGGAAGCUCUCGCUCCGGCACCCCCUCCUUCUCUCCCGUCUCCAACCAGUCCCCCUUCUCGCCUGCACCCUCGCCGUCCCCCUCGCCGCUCUUUGGCUUCCGUCCAGCCAAUUUCAGCCCCAUCAACGCAUCGCCUGUGAUCCAACGGGCGGCCGCGCGCAGUCGUCAUGUCAGCGCAAGCACCCCCAAGGGUGUCGGGGGCACAGUGCUGAGCCCUGAGAUGUUGCACCACACUGCUCCCCGGGAGCGCCAUCAUUCAGGCAUCUUGUCCACCUUCCAGACCAACCUAACGUUCACGGUCCCAAUGAGCCCCAGCAAGCGGAAAGCCGACUCCCACCACAGCAGUACAGGAUCGGUGGCCGACUUUCACAAGACUGACAGUCUUGACUCGGGGGUGGAGUCUGUCUCGCAUACGCCUACCCCCUCCACGCCUGCCAGCUUCCGGGCUGUGUCACCUGCGGGUGCUGGGCCCUUCUCCUCCCGCUCCCAGCAGGCUUCACCUCUCCUACUGGUGCCGCCACCGGCCGGGUUGACCUCUGACCCCAGCCCCACUGUGCGUCGAGUACCGGCUGUGCAGAGGGACUCCCCUGUCAUCGUGCGCAACCCGGAUGUUCCAUUGCCCUCCAAGUUCACUGAGAAGCCUCUGGAGGGACGGGUGGGCAGCCCCCGAAUGGGCAAGGCUGGCUCCAAGGAACACCUAGUGGGCAAGGGACAGCUGCAGGUGCCGGUGCCCAUCAACGUGGGUCGGAAUCUGCCUUCCAGCCAGCCCAGUGCAACCUCUGUCCCUGAACAGGUCCCGCCCAUUUUCAGUGUCUCCUCUCCCUUCCAACCAGUUGCCUUCCAUCCCUCUCCGGCCGCCCUCUUACCCGUCAUUGUCCCCGGCGAGUACACCAGCCACCCUGCCCCCAAGAAGGAGAUUAUCAUGGGAAGACCUGGCACAGUGUGGACCAACGUGGAGCCGCGCUCCGUGGCGGUGUUCCCGUGGCACUCCCUGGUGCCCUUUCUGGCUCCCAGCCAACCGGAUUCCUCUGUACAGCCCAGCGAGGGCCAGCAGCCUGUCAGUCAUCCCUCCACAUCCAGUCAGAACAAAGAGCCUCCAGAAUCAACUGCAGUGGCUCAUGAACUCCCUGGUGCAUCUUCGGGGGCCGAGAUGGGAAGGCCAAACACAUCUCAUCCCGACAGCCCAGCCCCAGUUCCCCAGCCAUUGACAGCGGCAUCAGGAGGGGGCGGCGGGCCCUCACAGCAUGACGACGACAUCUCGGGGCACCCACGUCUGGACAGUGAGACGGAGAGUGACCACGAUGACGCGUUCCUGUCUGUCGUAUCUCCUGAAAUUCAACUCCCUCUGCCACCUGGGAAGCGUCGUACCCAGUCGUUAAGUGCCCUACCCAAGGAGCGGGAUUCCUCCUCUGAGAAGGAUGGGCGCAGUCCUAACAAGCAGAGAGAGAAAGAUCACAUUCGGCGGCCUAUGAACGCUUUCAUGAUCUUCAGCAAGAGGCAUCGGGCUCUGGUACAUCAACGGCAUCCCAACCAGGACAACCGGACAGUCAGCAAGAUCUUGGGAGAGUGGUGGUAUGCGCUGGGGCCCAAGGAAAAACAGAAGUACCAUGACCUGGCCUUUCAGGUGAAGGAAGCCCACUUCAAAGCACAUCCUGAUUGGAAGUGGUGUAACAAAGAUAGGAAGAAGUCCAGCUCAGACGUGAAGCCCGCAGGUCCGGGGGGAUGCGCCAAGGAGACAAGAGAGCGCAGCAUGUCGGAGACAGGCACUGCUGCCGUGCCGGGAGGCCCUUCGGAGAUGCAGGCACUGCUGGGGUCAGAGGGCAAAGCUGGGCUUGUGGGAUCUGGGCAUGUCCAUGGGGAACGGAUCCUGCCCAUGUCGGGACCUGGCGCUCAGCGGCCACGGGCUUUCUCCCACAGCGGGGUGCAUGGGCUGGAGAGUGACCAUGACAGCCAGGUGCUGCAGGAGCUCACUCAGAUGUGCUCAGGACAGUCUCCGUAUGUCAGUGGUAAGGGACAGUAUGGGGGGCUGGGCCCCUCGGGGUCCCCCUUUGCCACUCCAGGUGAAGGACCCCGACCUUCCCUGCUCCCGCACCCCUCCCGUGCCUCCCGAUCUCAGCGCACUACCAGUGAGGACAUGACCAGCGACGAAGAGCGCAUGGUGAUUUGCGAAGAGGAGGGUGACGAUGAUGUCAUUGCCGAAGACGGGUUCAACCCAGCUGAUGUUGACCUGAAAUGCAAGGAGCGCGUGACGGACAGCGACAGCGAGGGGUCGUUGGGAGACGAAACAGACAACAAGGACUUUGGGCGGAAACUGUUCUCCCCCGUGAUCCGCUCAGCAGCCCUGCCCCCCUCCUCUGGUGCCUUUGCCCCCUGCCGUCCUCCACCCCCUCUGGACCUGGAGCCCCUGCCGCCUCACGGCCCUGAGCAACCACCCACUUCCAAGUCCUACGGAUCCUUCCAGAUGACGUCCAGCACCUUCAAGAGCCAAGACGCCCGAGGUGGGCUCCGUCCUCACAAUACUCCAGCAAAGCGCCUGGAGCCCCGCUUCGACCCAGCGGUGGCCCCCUACAGGCGGAAGCGGGCAGACAGUGCUAGCAGUUCCCAGGUGGCUGCAGACUCCGGAACGCCGCUCCCAUCUGCCCCCAUGCACUCGGUCAUCUCCCCUCCCGGCAGUGUGGUUCAGGCCGUGGUGCUGCCUGAUUCUGCCCGCUUGACCUCUGGCACAGUGCUGGUGACAGCCCCGUCCAUGAGUGCUCCCAGCAUGGGGGUGAUCGGCUACAGCGGGGCACCCAGCCUGGUCCGCACAGCUUCUACCGUGGUCACCAACGUGGUCAAGCCGGUCAGCAGCACUCCGGUGCCCAUUGCCAGCAAGCCCUUCCCACGCGGGGCAGGGGAGGGGCUACCAUUGCUCAGCCCUCCCCUCUCUGAUGGUAGUGGUAAACCUGAAGGGGUUUCCAUGGGGCGCAUCGGACUGCUUUAUGCCGACAAGAAGCAUUCGCAGCCCUCUACGAUGCCUGGGAUUCAAGCUGCGUCUCCUCAUUUGGUUGCUGGACCGCUCAUUGGGCAAGGCUUGGCUGCCGUGGGUAAAGGCCCUCCGAGCCAGGGCAGCGUUGUGACCAACCUUCUGGUGGGGACUCAAGGUUACGGGCACCCAGGCGGGGCUGGUGGGGCCGGUGUCCCAAUAACAGUCUUGCCACCCGGUGCUGCCAUUACCCAGCAGCCCUCGGUACAGUUCAUCACCCAGAAUCCUCCUGGUCCAGGGCAGAACGGCCCGGUGCCCCUCAGCAUCCUGCAGCCUCAAGGCAUCCUCUCCGGGACAGCAGGCAAAGCGGGUGGAAUCACCCAGGUGCAGUACAUCCUGCCCACGCUGCCUCAGCAGCUGCAGGUGGCUGGAGGGAAGGUGACGGCCGGGGCGGGCCCCCCCGGAGCCACCAGCAUUCACUUCACUCUGCCCCCAGCCAAUGGAAAAGUCAUCACCGCACCCCAGGCGAUCCCCAUCAUCCAGCCAGUGCCGGGAAGCAGCAAUGGCAGCGUCACUGUUGUGUCUUCAGCACCCAAAGUUCAGUCUGUGUCUCCAGUACAAGCCCCGUCUCCUGGGAGUUCAGCCCACCUCAUGUCCGGGCAAGUGGUCCCCCCUGCGAGCCUCCAGGUGCAAGGCAAGGUCCUGGUGCCCAUGGCAGCCCCCCAGGUGACAGUGCGGACCACCACAGCUGCCCAGCUGCCCCUAGUGACCCCACCUUUCCCUGUGCCGGUACAGAAUGGGAGCCAGCCAGCGAGUAAGAUCAUCCAGCUCACGCCGGUGCCGGUGGUUCAGCCCCAGCCCUCUUCACAAAGCAACGCCGCACUGGUGCCCCCGCUCAGCCCUGCAGCACUGCAGGGUACGGUAGCCACAGCUGUCAUGGGCUCUCCGAGCCAAGCCCAGAAAGUCCUGUUGCCCUCCUCCACCAGGAUCACCUAUGUGCAGUCAACAGCCGGGCACCCCCUAUCCCUGGGCACCUCGGCCUCCCACACACAGCCCAGCACCCCCCCAGCCGCACCUGCCACAACCUACGUCCAGUCCCCAGUGGGCCCUGCCCCCAUGGCGCUGGGUUUCACUGCAAUCGGGCCGAACGGGCAGGCCAUAGUACAGCCGCUCCUCUCGGGUCAGAGUCCUCUGCUGGCUCCGGGACAAGUGGGGGUGUCCCCUCUCCAAAGCCCCCAGCUGCCAGCUUCCUGCCCUGGACAGGGGCAGGUCAUCACUGCCAUCUACCCCAACCCCACAGGAGGGACCAGCCCAGCCCAGCCGCCCACACAAGGCGUGGUCUACACGGUGGCAGCCACAAGCACGGUCUCUUCUCCCACAGCCAUCCUGCCCAAAGGGGGCAGCACCCAGAGCUGUGGGGGCCCCAAGCAGAGCCUUGCCUCCUCAGCCACCCAGGUCAUCCCUUCAUCAGCUGCACGCCCUCAACGCCCGCCCCUCAAGCCUCUCCAGAAGGUGAAGGCCGCCAUCGCAAGCAUCCCCGUUGGCUCUUACGAAUCGGCCCCCUCGCCAGGUUCAGUUCGCCCUCCUGUGGGCCAGCAGCAGGAGCCUGGAGGGACACACUAUCACCAGGAGGCUGAAGGCACCGGGGAGCGGGCUUCGCGGGAUAUGGGGCCCCAAGAGCCACCACCUUCCCCUGCAUCUCGGGGCGUUGAACAGAGUCCAGCAGGGCUAGCCAAGCCCCAGGAACUGAAGCGGGAUUCCUGGGAGCCGGUGUCUCCCCCGUCUCCCCAGCAGCCGCCGGUAACAGAGAUGCCGACCACUGAAGCCUGGAGCCAGCGGGAAACAUCGGUGGGACCCAGUGAGGAGAGGGCGGUCCGUGACCCGUUGCCUGCCCCGCCACUGAGCAGCAAAGGGGCUGAGACGGCCCUGAAAUUCCCGACUUCCCCUGACUGGCGGGCAGCAGGUCCAGAGGGUCGCUCCGAGGCUUCGGCACCACCUGCAGGUCCGUCUUCCCACAGUCCUGGCCUGUUGAGCUCCGGGGAAAGCUCCAGAGGAGGAGCCUCGGUGCUCACGGCAGCAGCCUCUGCGUCUGAAGGGCCCGAACAAAAGGAGGGUCCUGCGGGCAAGAAAGUGAAAGUCCGACCUCCUCCACUGAAGAAAACGUUUGACUCCGUUGACAACAGGGUUCUGUCAGAAGUGGAUUUCGAGGAGCGUUUUGCCGAGCUGCCCGAAUUCAAGCCUGAGGAGGUGCUGCCCUCGCCCACUCUGCAGUCCCUUGCCACGUCGCCCCGUGCCAUCUUGGGCAGUUACCGCAAGAAGCGCAAGAACUCCACAGACCUCGACUCCUCCACCGAGGACCCCAUCUCCCCCAAGCGGAAGAUGCGCCGUCGCUCCAGCUGCAGUUCAGAGCCCAACACGCCCAAGAGCGCCAAGUGCGAAGGAGACAUCUUUACCUUCGACAAAACUGGCACUGACACAGACGAUGUCCUUGGAGAGCUGGAGUAUGAGAAGGUGCCCUAUUCAUCACUCCGGCGUACCUUGGACCAGAGGAGAGCUUUGGUCAUGCAGCUCUUUCAGGAUCACGGCUUCUUCCCUUCAGCCCAAGCCACCGCAGCUUUCCAGGCCCGCUACUCCGACAUCUUCCCCACCAAGGUUUGCUUGCAGCUCAAGAUCCGAGAGGUGCGGCAGAAGAUUAUGCAGGCGGCCACCCCCACGGAGCAGGCACCAAGCACACCGGAGCCCGGCAGCUCUGCCAGCCAGGGUGGCUCGGCCGAAGGGCAGCCUUUGGAACUGGCUCUCGCGCAGGACUCGGCACCAGGAGGAGUGCAAGCCACCGCCACGGCCCCCCCUCCCACCACAGCUGCUGGCUGGGACUGUAACCAGCAGUCUUCCCCCGGGGGCGGGGGCGGGGGCGGCAACACCAGCAGCAGAUGA